CCAACGAGUAGCCCAACAUUACCCUCUGUCGAACGAUGAUCAUUUUUUCUCUUCCUGAAAAUUAUACAAGGAAAGAAGGGCUUUCAGCAAAUAUAAAAUCCACUUGAUUAAUGACUGAAGUUCAACCCUAUAAAUACUCUCCGUGCGCCAUCACGUGCAGUUCCGCAGAACUCGGGUGUGAUACAAACAGGGGCAAACACUGCAGGCGCCCAAGACGCGAACACGCUUCCGACUUUCUCACUCAUAGGUCUUAAUUGUUAUUCAGACGGGCAAAUCCAGGCUUAUUUUCAGACUAAGCAUAUCAGGGGAACACAUUUGACCAGGUAGCUAUGCAAAUGCAAAAAGCUGGAAAUGGGUAGGCUGCUGAAAUAAACUGGCGCGCUGUUAUUCAAAUUUACUGCAUCAAAAUAAACAUGAAUGUUAAAUUUGCAAAUCCAUGCACGUGCCACUUUCAUGACUUUCAGUAAGCUGUAUAAAGGAAUUCGACCCGGAAAAGUACAACGUGUACAGACCACAGGCAACGGAUAGACUCGACCUCAGAUGAAGAGCAUGCUCCUCUCGAGCGUCGGCUCUCUCGUUUGUCCUAGAAGUUCCUUCAUGCAUGCAAUGUCCUGAUCCGAUCGUAUUUGAUCUUAUAUUUUCCAGUACAAACAAACCCCAAAAGCUUAUUGUAAUCGCCAGGCAUGGGAGAUCAGAAAGAGACGACAAUGGUGCACAAGUCCACUUCGUUCAGCAUCAAGAGUCUACUGUUUCCAACUAAGUAUGACAACCUGGACGCGGGGGUCCCGGACAAGCGUACUCUCCCGUCUGGGUCUGAUUCUGAAAAAUCCCAAGAUCCAACGGAAAUGGAGGGGCAAAAAGACGGGGACGAAGUUGGCGACCGACCCACUGAACAAGGCAAAAAUGGGAAACACGACAAGCCGCCGUUCAGCUACAACGCGCUGAUCAUGAUGGCUAUUCGGCAAAGUCCUGAAAAACGACUUACUCUCAACGGCAUUUAUGAGUUCAUCAUGAAGAACUUUCCCUAUUACAGGGAGCACAAACAAGGCUGGCAGAAUUCGAUACGGCACAACCUCAGCCUCAAUAAGUGCUUUGUGAAAGUGCCGAGGCAUUACGAUGAUCCAGGAAAGGGGAACUACUGGAUGUUGGACCCCUCGAGUGACGACGUCUUUAUCGGUGGAACUACAGGAAAACUUAGGAGGCGGUCGGCUACCUCCAGGGGCAAACUGGCAAUAAAGAGAGGGCUCCGCUUCGCGCCGCUAGGGCUGGGAUUGAGCGACAGGGCGAACAACCCUUUGUACUGGCAGAUUUCGCCCUUUUUAUCUUUGCAUCAGUCGCAUUAUAAUGGAUCUACUCCAGGAUUUCUGAACCAGGGGCACGCGUACGGUUCGCUGCUCUCCGGAGUUGAACAGUUGGGCAGCGGAGACCUUUCCCGUCCGGUUCUGGGAGGUUCUACAGGCGGGAUCAACCUGUCAACUGGUUAUGGCGCGAGCACGUCUCCCGUCAGUUUAUUGCCGGGACACAACGGCUAUUUCGUGUCAGGGACUCAGCAUUCUCAGCCCCUGCAGACUGGAGUUGGAUUUGGAGUGUCGUCCAGCUCUCCUCCGACUCUCAUUUCGGAAACGCUGAGAACUUCGCUGUCUCCAUUCACUCCCGUCGUUUCGACUGGAUUCUCAGGAGUUCUGACGCAUCAAAAGAGAGUUCAUUCUUUCUUAACCUGACCGCAGCCCGCGCUGUCCGCGGAGGGGGAAAUCCACGCGCUCUCGGUCAUCUGAGGCUGUCACUAUCUCAGUAACACUGCUCGAAUAGUGUAAUAUUGUAGCUUAUGUGUUAAAAUUCAAGUUCAAGACGAUUUCCUCGCUAACUGCUAUGACCAUAUAUACAUACAUAAAUACGUACAUACACGCACAUCCGUUUGCGAUGGAUUUCUUCCGUGCGUCUUUUUGAAAGCGACAUAGCUACCUUUGUUAUGAAGUUAAAAUCGUAAAUAGCCUACGUUAUGCCAAAGGCAGUUAUUUUUUUAAAUAUAUUGAUAUGUUAUAAAUAACUCGAAUGCCUUUUUUUGUUUGUUUUGUUUUCGUAAAACAGUUCAUUUAUGUAUUAUAUUUAUAAAUAUAUUUAAAUUGCAUUGCCAUUUCAUCCGUAUUAUGAGAUAAAAUAGUACACAGCUAAAUUAUUGAUAUACACUUUAUUUUUUAGGUUUGUUUAUUUAAAAUCAGUGUUUCAUACUGUAAAAGCGCCUUAAAUAAAAAUCAGGGGUGUACACAGUUGGCGUUUGAAUGGAUUCAGGUCACCUGUACUUUUCAACAAUGCACUGUUAUAGCGUAAAGUGUAGACCUAUAUUUCUUAAAUUAUAUGAAACAAUAAUGGGAACUAUGAAGUUUCCCCUGUAAAAUAUAUUUAUUUAUUUGUUUCUUUGUUUGUUUAUUUGUAUGUUUAAAUGUAACCGAUUGCAUUGUCGGACUAGGCGCAAGCAGAGACAACACAAAGACUGGUUCUCAGUCUGAAACAAAUAACGCCUCUUGAACAAUUAACAAAAAAAAAAAAAAAAAAUCUCGGUUCUUUUCGUCUCCAUGGAAUGCUCAUAUUCUUCAUGGAAAUGCAAAAAAUGUUCCAGGCGUUUCCCAUACGAAUUACAGACACAAUCUUGAAAGUAUUAAAUGUGCAAACGACGCAAAAGAUGUGCAUGGCACGAAUUCACAUUGGUGGGUGUCGUCUUUGCGUUGGCUUUGUUUAAGAAGCGUUGUCUUGUUAUUCGGUCAAAAAUUGCGUAAUUUAAUUCCACCCAUCACCAAAGACUGGCUCGGUUGCAUAGAAAACAGUUCUGGUUCGAUCUCAUUUGCUCCAAAAAUACGUUCUGUGUUGAUAUUGUUUGAAUAAAGUUCACCCUUUGGCAUAUAAUGCACAAUCCCGACCUGUAGUAUAUCCGAUGUAGCUGACCCGUCCUUCCUCUUUACAGUGGGCCGAUGGCUAUCCGAUCUUUUCAUUUAUGUAGGUUACAGUUUAGUGCUAUUUAUUUUAUGACACAGCAUUGUCUUGAUGUCUGACUUUAAUUUGUAAGUGUUGUUUAAACGUUUUCCUCCUUUAGUUUCUAGAGUAACUCAUUUGUACAGUUUGUACCCGUUUCUGUUUCUGUAAAAACGUCAACUUGGUCAAGGGGAAAAAAUAAAAUAUGACGAUGCUUGUUUUGUCAAGACAACUUAAUUGUGACAA
This is a messenger RNA of Anguilla rostrata (American eel), 3213 nucleotides long. Its product is annotated as forkhead box protein G1-like. Gene Ontology annotation, biological process: regulation of transcription by RNA polymerase II. The transcript has 2 exons. Gene Ontology annotation, cellular component: nucleus. The record is from RefSeq and is a predicted model, not a curated record. Gene Ontology annotation, molecular function: DNA-binding transcription factor activity; sequence-specific double-stranded DNA binding. NCBI's taxonomy places the organism in Eukaryota, Metazoa, Chordata, Actinopteri, Anguilliformes, Anguillidae. The coding region runs from base 684 to 1721 and encodes 345 amino acids.